This is a messenger RNA of Aspergillus chevalieri, 768 nucleotides long. RefSeq lists its product as uncharacterized. Lineage: Eukaryota; Fungi; Ascomycota; Eurotiomycetes; Eurotiales; Aspergillaceae. The record is from RefSeq and is a predicted model, not a curated record. The coding region runs from base 1 to 768 and encodes 255 amino acids. The transcript has 3 exons.
AUGACUGACUCUCUUUCGGCGGCUACCUGUGCCAUUUAUGUUAUCCUCGCCUUUCCUGUUUUAUAUUUGUUGUUCAAACAUGGCCGGAAUGGCUUUCUAGGAUGGCUGUUUCUCUUCGUCUUCUGCGGUCUGCGGAUUAUAAGUGGUGGUUUGGGGGUCAAAUCAUCCGACAGCGCUGCCGCCAGCAUCAUCUCAAAUAUCGGCCUGUCUCCUCUCCUUCUCACAACAGCUGGUAUUCUACAUGAAGCCCGCGCCUAUCGCAUUUUCGGCAUCGAUAAGAAACUCGAAUGGGCUCAAACCCUCUUCUUCCAUAUCCUAGUAGGCGCCGGCGUCGCCCUAACCGCCGCUGGAUCCGCAAAACUCCAGCACCACGAUCAGCCCAUCGACAAAGCUGAGAAGAUUAUCAAAGUCGGUAUUGUCAUUUUGGCCGUUUGUUGGGGGAUUUUGGUGGGUUGGACGGCGUUGUCGUUUAGGGCUCCCAGGGGGGAUGGGCCUGUUGUGCGUGCGGGGACCACGAUGCUCGGAUCCAUCGCCUGCUGCCUCGUCUUAAUUGGCGUCCGCGUUUUCUACAGUCUCGUCGCGAUCUGUACGCAGGCGGCAUAUCUCAACCCCCGUACCGGUACGCUCGUCAUCCGCGUAGUAUUGGGCUUUUUGCCGGAGUUGCUUGCGACGCUUGUUUAUAUCUGCGUGGGUAUUCAGACUAGAGGGGUGGCGAAGCUGGUUCGUCAUGGCGUUGCGGGAUAUAAGCCGUCUGCGCCUUAUGUUUGA